Molecule: messenger RNA, 5094 nt
Organism: Biomphalaria glabrata
Lineage: Eukaryota; Metazoa; Mollusca; Gastropoda; Planorbidae
Exons: 2
Coding region: 276-1235 (319 amino acids)
Source: RefSeq, a predicted model, not a curated record
GUGUGUGUGUGUGUAUGUGACUAUGUGUAAUUCUUCAACUCCCCAGGAACAACAUUCUACUUUAAACUGGAAAAGACAGACAGUGAAAGUUCACUAGAUAAAUCUCUCCCGGAUAAAACUUAAUUACACCUACAUCACGGAUUUUCAACAAGAGUUAAUUAUACACAUCCUAAGUGUCAAGUGAUAAAAAAACAGAUAAUAAUAAGAUCCAGUAACAGUAGCAAUCAAGCGAUCAGUAUAGCCCUGUGUGAGAACUGGACCCUACUCCUUUCAGAAUGGCUUUUUAUGAAAAUAAAAUAGGAUUUCAUGAAACUCAUGUGCUGGGGGACGAAGAAGAGGCCGAUCAAAACAGACUUUUACUGAACUGCAAGAAGAAUCCUGGCCAUGGAGUCUUCACACCUGUGGAGUCGUUUAGUUUGUACGACCUACCCAGAAAUUAUCGUGACAAUGAUCUGUUAGAUCUCAUCAAAGCUGCAGCUGACAUGACGGUCAGAGUCGAUGUCAAGAAGACCAGUCCAGACAGGCCUCAGUUCUGGCCAGGCACUUACGGGCCAUACCCUUUCUAUACUAUGAGAGGAAAGACAAAUUUGCGGAUGGGAAGCGGAAGAGUGAAGUGGGUUUAUAAGCAUACGGACGUCAAUAGUAUCCGGGUCAAGGACGAGGACAUCAAAUGUUUAUGCGUGAAAUGUCAACACAAGCCUAGCAACGUGGUGUGGGAGUUAAUUGUGGAUACAGCCACACAUGUGGUAUUUGAUGAUGUGGAGGCUAAGCAUACCACAUUGAGAUUGUUUUACGACAGCGACGACGACAGCUCGCAAAUCAUCCUUGACAGCCCCCAGGCGUUCAUAGUGAAUGUUGAGAGAGAUUGGUGCAGUCUGAGAUACGUGACCUGCGCAAAGGAACUGGGGGAGAAGCUGUACCAAAUCAAAGAAAACUUAGUUAACGUCUGGAGUAAAGUCUAUUACAAAUACAGGCUAUCCAGAGAAGAUGACAGGCUGGCCUUUAUAGUGUCACACCCUCAUGGCUGUCCUAAGCAGAUCAGCUUUGGUCAAUGGAUCCAGAAACGUCGAGUGGGGGAUAAUUUUGUUCAGUUUACCUAUACAGUAGCUACUUGUCCCGGAAGCAGCGGGGCUACUGUUUACUGCCUUGGAUUCAGACGGUGGUCUUAUCUUCUAAUACAUAGUGGUGCAACACUCUAUGGACUUAAUUUUAGUGGUAAUGGUUAUGUUAAAUAAUACGUGACACUUUAAAAAAAAGUGAUUCUCUUCAUCAAACAUGCUAUAUUAGUAACCACUAGAUAAACGGGAAAAUACCAUGUUGAAUAGGACAACCUACUAUAUAUAGUUUAAUCUCAUAGGCAGCAGAUUACCCGGAUAUAAAUAUAUCUUCAUAUUAACAGGAUGGGGGAAAUGCCUCGAUACCAUAUAGAAAAUUAAUCAUGGUUAGAAAUAUAAGCUUCGUGUUUCGCUUUUUUUUUUUAACUGAUGUUAGUGUUUUGUUUUUUUCCAAAACUAGAUGAGAUCUACACGCUUAUGAUAUUAGUGACUGAGCUGACCACAUAUUUAGCCGACUUUGUAUACACAAAACACAAGAGAUUUGGUAUAAUAGUCAUAGAAGGAUUUAGUCUUGACCGUAAUAGAGAUAUAGGGCCCUUUAUAAUCUUAUCUUAUCUUAUAUAAUACAGACGUUACUUCAAAAAAGAAGAUGAUUACGUCCUACGCGUCAUGCAUUUAGUCAUGCAUAUUAACCAAUGACUUAAAUUCUGCCAAGUCACUGGUUUUCCUGGCUAGCUCAGGCAACCCAUUCCAUGCUCUAAUUGCACUAGGGAAGAAGGAGCACUUGUACAAAUUUGUCCUAGCAUAUGGGACGAGGAAUGUGCCUUUAUCUUUGUGUCUUUCAGAGUAUUUUAUUAAAUUUUGUUUUUGUAUUUGAAGAUUAUGGUUCAGUGUUUUAUGUAUUAUUGCUACUUUACUUUUGAGCCUUCUGUCCUGAAGGCUUUCUAAAUUUAGUGAUUUUACUAAAGGUGUUACUCUAGUCAAAUGUGAAUAUUCGUUUGUUAUGAAUCGCACUGCUCUAUUUUGUGUCUGUUCUAGUUUCUUAAUGUUUUCUUGAGUUGAGGGGUCCCAAACAGAGGAUGCAUAUUCUAUUAUUGGCCUAACCAAGGUUAAAUAACAUUUUAGUUUUAUGUUCUUAUUUGAUUUAUAGAAAUUUCUUUUAAUAAAUCCUAAUGCUUUGUUUGAUUUUUUUGUAGUUUCAUCAAUAUGUGGAUUCUAUGACAGUUUUUCAUUUAUUAUAACACCUAGGUAUUUUGCGUUUUUAGUCUGUGUUACUGGUUUGCCAUGAAUAAGAUAAGUGGAAUUAAUUUGUUUUAGUUUUUUUGUUACUCUUAACAACUGACAUUUUUCUGGGUGGAAAGACAUGCUCCAAUUUGAUUCCCAUUUCUGUAAUUCAUCUAAUUCUCUUUGUAAAAUAUCUGUGUCUUGUGUUGUUUUUAUUGUUCUAUAUAUUAUGCAAUCGUCUGCAAAUAAUCUGACUUUUGUUCCUGAAGUAAUGCAAUUUGGUAAAUCAUUUAUGUAAAUUAAAAAUAGUAGUGGACCCAAGACUGUUCCUUGAGGUACACCUGAGUUUACUGUUAUCGGUGUUGAUUUAGAGCCAUUUAUUAUUACAGUUUGUUCUCUCCCUAUCAGAAAGUCUUUAAUCCACUGAUGCAGUGGACCAUUAAUGCCGAAAUAUUUUAAUUUUUUAAGCAAACUAUGGUGGUGAACUUUGUCAAAAGCCUUAGAAAAAUCUAGUAAGAUAGCAUCUAUUUGUUCACUAUUAUCUAAACCUUUUGAAAAAUCAUCAAUUAGUCCUAUUAGUUGUGUUUCACAUGAUCUAUAUUUCCUAAAGCCAUGUUGGUAUGGUGUGAGGACAUUAUGUUUGUCUAAGUGGUUUAUGAUGUUGCUACAUAUUAUGUGUUCUAGGAUUUUACAUGUAAUGCUGGUAAGUGAUACUGGUCUGUAGUUUCCUGGGUCAGAUUUUUCUCCUUUUUUAAAUAGGGGGGUGACAUUAGCUUCUUUCCAGUCCUUUGGUACUCUGCCCUGGUUAAGUGAAGCCUGAAAGAGUAUUUUGAACACUGGGGCUAGCUCAUUACUUAGUUCUUUGAGUAAUCUAGCUGGAAUACCAUCAGGUCCAGAAGCUUUAUUUGGUUUGGUGUUGGCUAAUAGUUUUUGAAUUCCAUUUUCUUGUACUACUAUAUCUUCUAUGUUGUCUACUUGGUUCAAAUUCAGUAAUAUGUCUUUGUCUCCUGGGGCUGAGAAUGCUGAUGCAAAGUAUUUGUUUAGAAUGUUUGCUUUAGUUUCAUUAUCAUUAUGUAUUAUGUUAUGUUCAUCUUUUAAUGGCGCUACGCCUGUUGUUUCCAUUUUCUUAGACUUAAUGUAUGACCAUAGGUUUUUGUUGUUGUCUUUAGAUAUUACAUUGUUUAUGUAUUCACUCUGCAGCUGUCUGCUUACUUUUUGGGUUAAGUGUUUAAUUUUUAUAUACUUUUUGUAAACUCUUUCUGCAUUAGUUUCUUUAAAUUUUCUAUAUAGGUUUUCCUUCUGUUUACAAAGCUUCUUUAGUCUAUUAUUAAACCAGCAUUUAUUUAUUUUGUUUGAUGUGUAUUUAGUUGGUAUUUGAUUUUCUAUAAUGCUUUUAAGAUGGUUUUUAAUGAAAUUCCAGAGGUCAUCGACUGGUUGGUUAAUGUCUUUUUCUAAUAAGAAUGUUUGUUGAAAGUUUAAUGCAGCUUGGUGUAGUUGUGUUAGGUUACAUUUAUUCCAGAGUAAGAUUUUUCUUUUGGGUUUUGUAUUGGCUACUGCUUUUAUCUGACUGUGUAUUUUUAUGAUUUCAUGGUCUGAUAGACCAGGGAUAAUAUCAUAAUCAACUACUAAUCCAGGUCUGUUGGUUAAGAAGAGAUCUAAUAUGUUGUUUAAUCUAGUUGGCUUUUUAAUGAUUUGAUCUAAACUUAGGUAAGUAGGUAACUUAGAUAAGUUAGUACAAAAUAGGAUUUCCUGAUACCUAGAGGCCACUAGAGGGUUAAAUUUAUAUACAAUUAAAAAGAUUUUUUUUCUAAAAUCAUUAUUUGUCCACUUGGACGAUUUAAAAAAAAAAAGAGGGGGCAAAAAAAAGUGGAGCCCCCAAAAGCUAUAGUUUUAUGUAGCUUAUAGGUCUAUCUAAAUCUUGCACUGGUAAUGGUAGAGGAAGGGGGUACAGGAGACUAAGGUGGUGACUGUGUUUAAUGGUUGGCACAGAGCUAAAGUAAAAAUAUACAUAGACUUAGUUGCAGUGCUGAGUUGAACUUGCUUAUAGACGUUUCACUCUUCUCGUUUAGCAAAACUCCAAGACCUCCAACAGUCCUGCACUCAGUAGCGUAGCUAGGAAUUUGCAAUCAUUUUGGGUGCCUGGGGGGGGUCUUGCUUUUCGUGUAAUAUUUAAUGUAAAAAACACUCGUUUGGGGGCUCCCCUCAAGUGGGGGCCCGGGGGAUUUUCAAAUCCCCCCCCCCCUAGUUCGGCAUCUGCCUGCAUUCUUGUUGUUGCUUUUUUUCAGCAAAAUUUUCAUUUUUUUUUUCAAAACUAUAGAAUUAUAAGCUUACACCAUAGACUGUACAUAAAGUCUAUGGCCUACACUUAAAGACCUGAAAAUAUGUCUAUCUCAAUGAUGUGACCAGCUGAGUUUAGAGAAUACUUACUUUAAUUAUAUUGCAAAUAAAUACAAUCAAGAAAGAUAAAUAGUGGUUUAAUAUAAGCGUGUGUAAAUAAAUAAAACCCCUACUACCUGAAUAUAUUUUCGUUAAUUUAAUACAAAGAUAUAAAGGUUCGGCUUCAAACAUAAUGUUAUUUACUACUUUCUGUAUUUUAAUUCCUAGUAGUAUAUUUAAUUGGUCUUAAAAAGCCAUAUUUAAACAUACCUAUUAAUUUGAUGUGCAUAUUGUAAUGAUUACAGUUUAUUGCCAUUCAUAUGACACUUUUAUGUUUAGGAUUGUGUUUACGAUGUAAUGCUUACGUCCCUUGGAGUAUAUCCAAAGGCACACACAUAAUCGGUUGCCUGGGAAUCAUGAUUAAAACACACUGAAAAGA